GCGAGAUCUGACGGUAGGGAUUCGCCACCAAUUUGUACUUUAGGCUAUUUUCAUGUAGGCUAACGUCAGAGUCCGUCCUGUGGGAUGGGGACAACUAUGUCGUUAUGUAAAGGGAGAGCAGCUACGAUGGCUCCACGUAUGGAUGAUGUCAUGCAACUAUGCUGUAACCUGUCUGAAAAUCAGCAGAUAAAAGCAGCAGUGAAGAAUUCUGGGAAAGGAUCAGCAGUGGCAGGAGGGACUGCAUUUUUAGGGGGUCUUCUAGGUGGUCCCCCAGGGAUUGCUGUUGGUGGUGCAGUAGGUGGCCUGUUGGGAUGGUGGAUGACCAGUGGACAGUUCAGACCUCUCCCUCAGAUCAUCAUGGAGCUGCCCUCCCACCAGCAGCAGAGGCUCUAUGCUGAUAUCAUGGCCGUUUUGGGCUCACUGAACUGGACAGACCUGGCCCAGCUGACCGCUCUGGUCAUGGGGAAUGCUACUCUCCAGCAGCAGGUCACUGCUGCCCUACUCCGUUAUAUCACAAAGGAACUAAGAGCAGAGGUGAGAUAUGGGGACUGAUCUACACAGACUGAAUAUCUGGAGAAACUCCUUAGAACACACAUUUGUACUCAAAUUCAACUCCAGCUUAUUUCUGGAGACUGAAAGAACCUUUUAUACUGUAGGUUCACGGAAAGAGGCCUUAUGAGGGUUACAUUGAGACUCAUGUCAGACCUGUCAUGUUACCGAAUAUCUGAUCAUGUCCAUUUAAUAUCCUUUGAUAAAGCGCUUAAAUGACAAUUACGCCACUUUUUUUUAAAACGUAAUUUUCAUCAUCUCCAGCACAACACCAGUGUCUACAUAUGUGAAAAUGGCACAUUUCUACGUUUUGUAGAAACAAAUAUGAAGUUAAAAGUUCUACCCAAUGACAUCAUCAAAAGUAAAACAUAUUUAAAAACAGUGAUUUUCAGGCACUAGGAGAUUCACAGUGAUGUGAGGAGCAAGAAAAUACCCUCCCUCUGGCUAGAAACUUGUUGAAAACCACUGUUUUGAAAAUCACUGUUUUGAAAACCACUGUUUUGAAAAUCACUGUUUUGAAAAUCACUGUUUUGAAAAUCACUGUUUUGUUACUUUUAAUGCUACCAUGUGAUGUUACAGAGAAGCAUUUGUUUAGCACCUUCUUAUCUUUUUAACCACAGAUCAUAGAAAUGCGCUGUUUUCACAUACUGUAUGUAGACACUGUUAUGGUUUUGGAGAUGAUGAAUAUGAGGUGGAAAAGUGGCGGAAUUGCACUUUAAUGUACAAGUUUGUUUUGUUUUAGAUGAGAAAUAGUUAUCUCUGAAUUAUAUUGUAGUGCAUAAUUUGUUGCCGAUAUUUUGCACUGAAAUGUACACAUUGAAUAUUGUUGGGCAUUUAUAAUUUACAAUAUUUGCAACAAAUGCAAGACGAUGAAAAAAGGACCCUGAUCACUCCUCUUGUAAGUGUGCCUGGGAUCUCAAGCGAUUCAUGCAAUGUGAAUAUUCAAAUGCAAGACAAUGAAAAAAGGACCCUGAUCACUCCUCUUGUAAGUGUGCCUGGGAUCUCAAGCGAUUCAUGCAAUGUGAAUAUUCAAAUGCAAGACAACGAAAAAAGGACCCUGAUCACUCCUCUUGUAAGUGUGCCUGGGAUCUCAAGUGAUUCAUGCAAUGUGAAUAUUGUAAGAGAUGAGUACUUCUGAGAAACCGGCCUUGAUAUUUCUGGCGCAUAAUGGUGAUAAGUCCUAUAAUUAACUAAUUGGGAAAUUAACUAAUUGGGAAAAUCUUGUAGUGCUCUGUACAAAAGUGUUUAUAUGAAAAUCAUGAGAAAUGAAAUAAAGAAUAAAGGUGUGAUCACCACAUGCUUUUAGUAUGACAUCAUUAAGCCAGAAAACAUGUUGUUUCAGUGAAUCAACUGACAUUUUCGUGAGGAGAAUUCAACCACUUAACACAUUCUUUGUAAGAGAAGGAAGACAAUGCUACGCAAUGUCAUCUCCUGGACAGAUGCAUGCACGUAACAUAUCUCAUCUGACGCAAUUUCGCAAGAUUUUUUUGUUCUGGGUUUCCGAGACUUUACGGGAUGUAAUAUAGUUCCUCAAUGUUUCAAAUGUAGACUUUUGAAUAAUACUAGAAUCUUAUUAAGAUAUCAGAGCACUUUUUGAAGUAUGUGCAAAGGUUGUUAUGACACCACUGUGAUUUCUUUUCCCAUUAGUUUUUCUAGAUGUUUCCUUGUUCCUUCUUUGUAAGCAAGUUUGGACCCGCGGGUUGUCAUAACAUCAGACAGCGAAAGAUAGAUUAUUAAUCUUGAGGGGAAAUUUCAUUAGAAGUUAUGUCAUUCGUUUCUGAGAGAUGGUUGUCAGUCUUGUACCUAUGGCUUACUAAGAAACAGUGUCUUAGCAGCUUUUUCAAAUUCAAAUGGAUUGAAGUCACAAGAUAUCAUAUUCCAUCACCACUUUAUUGGUAGUCUGGGAUGUGAGAGCAGUCUUAUAUCUUCAUAGAAAAACCUUUUUAGACCUUUCUUUUCAGAAACCAGAGAGCAUGAUUUAAACUGAUUUUGUUUCAAAUGCCUAUAAAAUGUUAAUGAUUGACAUGUUGCAUUUGAAUAUGUUCUUUUUAAAAAUGCCAUUGGCAGUUGGCCUGAGUAUUGCCAUUGACAACACUAGAGUUAGGAAAAUCAAGUGACGCAAGAACUUUCUCUAAAGGCUUAUUUACUGCACCUGUUGCCUCAGGACUGGUUCAUGUGUCUGCCGGACUUUGUAACACCUAAGCACUGAAUAGUUUGA
Molecule: messenger RNA, 2767 nt
Organism: Salvelinus namaycush (lake trout)
Lineage: Eukaryota; Metazoa; Chordata; Actinopteri; Salmoniformes; Salmonidae
Product: protein C19orf12 homolog
Exons: 3
Coding region: 85-552 (155 amino acids)
Source: RefSeq, a predicted model, not a curated record